UUGAUUCGUUUGCAAAACGUAGUGACAGCGUGAUAGCACGUGUGAUAAUACAAGUUUAUUCGGUAAGAAAUAUACUAGGUAAGUACGAAAAUAAAUAUGUAUAAUACUUGACCGUUAAAUUCUUAACAUACUGUGCUCUCACACUUUUAACGUUCGUUUUGUCAUAUGGGGGAAUAUACUAAUUGUACAUCAUUUCUGCAUGUACCUGUACGAGCAUCAGAUAAGAAAAAUCACGAUGAAUGAAGCCACUUUACCCCCAUCGCCAAACUGGUAUCUAGGAAACAUUUUAGCAUGUGCUAAGGAUGGAACUGUUGCCUGGGGUGCAAGAAAUGCAAUCGUAAUUGCUGUCUCAGAACAAGACAAAAAAACUUUGAACUAUUCUAUUCUACCAGAUGCUCACAUUGAUAGAGUAACGUCACUGGCUUUUUCUCCAAGGUUUGGAGAACCAGAUCAAAGUCUACUAGUGUCUGGUGGCGAUGAAAAUGUUGUUAGAAUUUGGGACUUAUGCUCAAAAAGCGCAGUAAUGGCUCAUUACUAUGCGGAGAUACAUCAAAAAGUUGUGGGAGUCGAUUGGUCAAAAGCAGACCCUAAUAUAGUAUGCUGCAUCAGCACAGAUGGAUUCCUAGUUAUCUGGAAUAUUGCCCUUAAUAUUGCACACCAAAUUUCCCUGGGUAAGUUGACGGCGACCUGUAUAUUAUGUUGCCCCCACGAUCCAGACCUUGUAGCAAUUGGUACAAAAAGUGGACUGAUAUACAUUGUCAACAUUCAUGGCAAUGGAAAAAUUGUCUAUAAACUGAGAGGCCAUGAUACUGAAAUCACCAGCCUCUCCUGGUGUCCAGUAGAUACAAAUAUUAUCACUGGAACUGAUACCAAAGAUCUUUUACUGGCAUCAGGAGGCAAAGACAGAUCAAUAUUCAUCUGGCGGGCUGGCAGUGAUGGUAGAUAUCAGAUAGAACUUACAUUGCCGAAUAUGCCUCUCAAUUCACAUCAGCACAGAAGUAAAAUGGGGUGGAACACUGGGAAUUGGACAGCUGUAUGUUGGAUAACACCAAAGUUAUUACUCAGUAGUUUGUCUUGGGGUGAAUUAAUAUCAUGGGAUCUGACGGCGAAUUCAAAGUCAAAACCAGUGUGUAAGCUAAUUCACGGAUAUCAUGUGAGAGGGCCUUCUUGUAUUGCUGGUCUUCAAACUGCAACGGGAGCUGAGCAAAGUAAUUGGAGAUCCAAAGAUUCCCAAAGCAUAACUGUGUGGACUUUGGCUCAAGAUCGUUGGGUUGUUUGCUGCACAAUAAAGGGAACCGAUGUAAAAAUGACGUACAAUAUUCCUACUCAAGGUGGAUAUACGUACUGCAUAGCUCCCUCUCCCCUAGACACAUCUAGAGUUGCUUUUGGUGUGGGGGAUGCAAUGCUAAGACUUUGGAAUUUAUGCGAACCUCAUGAAAAUACUUUCGAUGUUACUGUUCUUUGGCAAAAAAUUAAAGGAAAAAUUAUGGCGGUAUCAUGGCAUCCUGAAAAGGAGAACAUAAUAGCCUUUGGUACCUCAGAAGGUCGUGUGGGUGUAUUUGAUACAAACUCACCUAAUAAACCCCCAAUCCUGUAUAGAAACUAUCAUAGGCACACUCUAUAUGCUCUUGGUUGGGGUCCACACCCAACAAGAAAAACCGAUCAUGUACUGUAUUCUUGCGGUGAUGGAGAGUUAGUUUAUUACGAUCCUGAAAAACCAAAUGGAGUCCCAACAUCUGUCAUAAAAAAGAAUUGUACGGAAUUUGCUUGGAAACAAGAUGGCUCAUGUCUAGCUGUUGGUUUCGAAAAUGGAGCAGUAUCAUUCUUGAACCGUAAUCUAGUCUCAUGGGGAUCGGUAAUUUAUUCAUUGAAACGGGCUGUCCAGCGCCUGGUGUGGCAUCCGGAGAGCACUGCGACCGACCUGAGUCUUUCUCCUCUCCGCCAUCAAUUAGCUGUAGCAACUAAUUCACCCACGAUCACUAUAUUGGAGUUUAUUGAACCAGCUGAGGACUGUUCUACAAUAGAUGGCUCAGACAAAACAGCUGAUGACAAACCCUCGCAUAAAAUUGUUGCGACAUUAGAUGGACAUUCCGCAAAAGUUGUUGCCUUAGCUUGGAAUCCACAUAUCAGUGGAUAUCUGGCGUCGGCGAGUUAUGACAACCGGGUACAAGUUUGGAAGAUAGAAACAAAGGAGUUAGUUGGAACGUAUACAGGUCACUACGGUCCUGUACAUUGUUGCAUUUGGAGCCCCUUUGAUCCAGACUUGAUUAUAACAGGCUCGGCAGAUUUCACUGUUAGGAUAUGGCGGCUCUCAAAACAAAAAGUUAUGAUGCCUACUGAAAAUUCUGUGAAACCCAAAAAAGUGAGAACGAAAAAAAAAAAAACUAAGGCUAACAAGACCACUGAUCUAACCAGCGAUCCUGAACAAAUCACGAACGGACAGGAUGAUAACGCCAUAGAUGUAGGAAACGUCGGAUCCGCGCCAACCGACAAAGAAAUAAAAAGAAGCUUGACGACAAAUCAGAUCAAUCGGAAGAAGGGUAAACAAGCCACCUACUUUACAGUAUUAACCAACUCUACGGGUAGUAAGGAAUCUAAACUUAAAUCGGUUAUGGAGAUGGUAGGAAUCUCGUGCCAAAAAUCCAAUAUAGAGCAGGAUCUGGUCACCGCUGAAGAAGCGAACGAUGUGGCUAGCAGCGAAACCCAAAAUAAGGAGAUUUCAAACGGCCUAUCCAUAUUUGGAAGCAAGGAAAACGUUUUAAAUCUACUGGAAAUCGAAAAAUCUGCUCAUACAAAGACAGGCCAUUACGACACAGUUGUGGAAAUGGAUCUGUGGUCUAAUAAUUUGAAGCAAAGUUUGCAAGAUGCUACCAAACGAGGUCAACUAAAUGAUUUUUUAGUUUCACUAGCACCGAGUCUUUCGUUUAGAGUCUGGCAGGAGAUGUGCGAAACUUAUGCCAAGCAACUCGAGUCAGAGGGAAACUAUCGUAAAGCGGCAUCUUACUUUUUGUGCAUCCACAAAAUUGAACGUGCAAUUCAGGUGUUUGUGGAUGCUAAGAUGUUAAGGGAAGCUUACGUAUUGGCAAGAUGUAAGCUUGCUGAAUCUGAUCCAAUAAUAGAUAGUUUAUUGGAGACAUGGGCAAUCCACACAACUACGAAAGGACAGUUUGAAGAUGCUGCUCUUUGUUACAUUAAACUGGGUAACCUAAAGGAAGCUGCAAAGUUAUUAGGCCGUCGGAAUGACAUAAGAAGUCUGGAAGUAGCUACUCAACUAGCGUUGAAAUCAGGGGACGAUGAAUUUGGAUUAGAAUUGGCUGAAAGAGCUGUAACAGAGGCUCUCUUGAAGGCUGAUUAUACUGCAGCAGAACAACUAAUUGAGUCUUUUCCACAAAUUCAGCACUGCGAAGUGAAAGUUGCUGCACUCAAGGAGAUGGACAGGAUUUUUCAAAAUUGCGACAACCAAAGUAUUUGGAAUUGUUUGCAAGGAAAUGCUACAGAAUGUAUACUUAAAAAUUUAUCAAAUCAGUAUUCCAACUGCAACAAGUAUUAUUAUGCCAAAUUGUUGAAAAAUUCAGAGAACCUGCAGAUCUCCGAGAAUGAGCGAACGGUUUGGGUUAAGAUUUGUGGGCAAAUAGCUCUAGCGACGGUAUGCGUUGAACUUGAAAAGAAACUGCAUCAUUUGGUCACCGCAUUAGAAAUCAUCUAUAGGUUUGAAGCAGCAAAGCAUUUGCAGAGAGGGGAAUCUGAGACAGAUUCUAAAGAAGGACAAAGAAAUCUUAUGACAAAGUUGCUGUCACAGUUAAAUAGCAUCUUAAACAUAAAAUCGACAGGUCUCGGAAAGAGCUUAAGAGCCUUCUGGUGUUACGGAGUCUUGAAUUGGCUUCUUGAUUCGGAUCUCCAACAAGCAGAAUUGGAAGGUAAACGUGAGCUUGUCGCAUCAUUCAUAGAGGACACAAUCGACGAUGCCUUGGACAAACAAGCAGUCAGACAUAAAGUUUUAUCUGCUGAAAUUAACAAACUUGAAGGUUUAUUGGUCCUCAAUAUGGGAAAGUUGCAAAAAGUUGGAGAAAUGAAUGGGCACUCUGAGAAAGAUAUUGGAAAUCACAUGGAACGACUUGCAGAAAUUCGGCGUGAGAAAGAGAAGUUCCAUACCGAACGUCUCUAUACUCCUAAUCCUGUCAUGGUUUACAGUAAAGCACAGGAAGUAAUAAGUAUCGUAUUUGAAGGCGAAAUUGAAGAGAAAAUUAAGCAGCUGGUAACUCGUGCUUGGACAGAGGCAACGUCUUAAAACUGUCUGACUUGCAUUAGCAUUUUGAGGUGAACUUUUGCAAUGAAUGAUAGUUGCCCCGUAACGCGUAUUCCUUGGAUUUACCAAUUUGGCGAGCGAUGUUGUUGAUUUCUAAUAUAUUAGACAUUUGUGGCGCAUGCUUACCAUUGAUCCGAUUGACUGUAAUAGAUUCAGUAAACUAAACAAACCCUUAGUAAAAAUCGGUUUGGGA
Molecule: messenger RNA, 4499 nt
Organism: Athalia rosae (coleseed sawfly)
Lineage: Eukaryota; Metazoa; Arthropoda; Insecta; Hymenoptera; Athaliidae
Gene: rig
Product: gem-associated protein 5
Exons: 15
Coding region: 200-4288 (1362 amino acids)
Molecular function (GO): protein binding
Source: RefSeq, a predicted model, not a curated record